AUGUGUCAACAGGUUGAAAGCUUGGAUCGUAAAUAUUCGACUUCAAUGUCUCUUCUUGAUCUACCGAAAAUUUGCUCAACUUUACCAAGGAUAAGUGAUAGAAAUUUAUUUGCCGAACUUGCUUCUCGAGGGAUUAAACUGACUGAUGUUGGACAAGAUACGCCAUCCAUAAGAGUUCUUCUGGGAGCUGAUGUGCUUGGAAGAAUAUUGAUCGGAAGAAUAGAGAUACUUGCGUCCGGAAUAUCAGCCAUAGAGACUUUAUUGGGUUGGACCAUUUUAGGAUUAGGGAAGAAAAAACAAUCUGUUAACGUGGUUACACUAGCUCUGCAAAAUAUCGAGCUUCCAAAAAUUUGGGAUUUAGAAGUUUUGGAAAUUAAAGAUCCCAUUGAAAGGAAAAAUAAGUCAAUUCUGGCAGAAGAAACUCUGCUCCAUUUCAAGGAAACUGUAAAAUUAAAGGAUCUACGAUAUGAAGUAGCAUUACCUUGGUUGUCUGAUCACCCACCAGUGUACAAUAUGCAUGAUAUGGCUGAAUCUAGACUACGUUCAGUUACAAAGCGUCUAGUGAAAGAAGAUAUGUAUAAAGUUUACGAUGAUGUUUUGAGACAAUGGCAAAGGGAAGGUAUAAUAGAAGCUAUCGCAGAGAAUGAAAUUUCAAACCUAGGUCAUUAUCUUCCUCAUGGACCCGUCAUCAAAUCAGCAAGCCUCACUACUAAAGUUAGUCCAGUUUUUGACGCAUCCUUCAAACGACCAGGAUAUUCUUCUCUAAAUGAACGUUUAAGUGUUGGACCUAGCCUCUCAGAACAGAUUCCUCCUCUUCUCUUAAGAUUUCGCACUAAUAACUUCGGAGUGAUUGCUGACAUUAAGCAAUCUUUUUUACAAUUAAGUGUCAGACCAGAGGAUCGUGAUUUUUUGAGAUUCUUGUGGUGGGAUUCCAAAGAUAGUUCGAAACUGGAAUUUUUCAGACAUUGUAGAGUUGUCUUCGGAGUUGCAUCAAGCCCUUUUCUUUUGAAUGCUAGCAUUCGCCAUCACUUGGAUUCAGCUGAAUUCCAAAAUGAGUCUCUUCAACCGACAGUCCAGAAACUUAAACGAGGAUUUUAUGUGGACAAUUUAACAGUCAGUGUUGAAAACGAAGAAGAAUUAUUACGGUUCAAGGAACAAGCCAUGCAAAUAAUGAAUGUAGCGUCCUUUGAAUUACGGAGUUGGGCUCACACAGGAAUUAAACAUCUAGAAAGUCAAAAUGUGCUCGGACUUAAAUGGGAUACCGAGACCGAUGAGCUCUACUGUGUUGAUCUUGAAGCUGAUAUGGGAAUAAGUGAUACUAUUUCUAAGAGGAAAUUACUUUCAAUUGUAAAUAGUAUAUAUGAUCCUAUUGGUUUCACCUCACCUGUGACUUUAUUACCAAAAUUAUUGUUGCAAGAAGAUUGGCGUAAUAAAUUGGACUGGGACGAGGAGUUAACACCUGAUAUGAAAAAACGGUAUCGACGAUGGGCUAAACAUUUAGAUCUUAUUGAAAGAUGUAGAAUUCUUCGCAAGCUAUUUUAUGGAAGUUUCGAAAAGGCUACCUUGCACAUAUUUACGGUUGAUUGA
Molecule: messenger RNA, 1587 nt
Organism: Argiope bruennichi
Lineage: Eukaryota; Metazoa; Arthropoda; Arachnida; Araneae; Araneidae
Exons: 1
Coding region: 1-1587 (528 amino acids)
Source: RefSeq, a predicted model, not a curated record